Messenger RNA from Panicum hallii, 1018 nucleotides. RefSeq names its product transmembrane emp24 domain-containing protein p24beta2-like. The transcript has 5 exons. Lineage: Eukaryota; Viridiplantae; Streptophyta; Magnoliopsida; Poales; Poaceae. Gene Ontology annotation, cellular component: COPII-coated ER to Golgi transport vesicle; endoplasmic reticulum-Golgi intermediate compartment; endoplasmic reticulum. The coding region runs from base 188 to 826 and encodes 212 amino acids. The record is from RefSeq and is a predicted model, not a curated record. Gene Ontology annotation, biological process: Golgi organization; endoplasmic reticulum to Golgi vesicle-mediated transport; intracellular protein transport.
CCAUAUGGACGGGGACGGGGACGGACUCUCCCUCCCCUCCUCGGUCAAGCUCGCUUCGUGAUUUUCCUGUGGAUCGGUUGCCUUGCUUCUUCCUCCAACGGGGACGGGGAAGCGCCGCCCAGAUCGACGGAGGCGCCCGGCGACCUCCCCAACUCCGACCAGGAGAGGCUUCUGCAAUCGGCGCAACAUGGAGUGGCUGAGCUGGAGAACGGUGUGCUUAUCGGUGCUCUGCGCCGUGCUGCUCCUGCGCCCGGCCGCGGCAAUCCGCUUCGUGAUUGACAGGGAGGAGUGCUUCUCGCAUAACGUGGAGUACGAGGGGGACACGGUCCAUGUAUCCUUUGUUGUGAUCAAGGCCGAGACCCCGUGGCAUUACAGCGAGGAAGGUGUCGAUCUUGUGGUUAAAGAUCCUAACGGCGCUCAAGUCCACGACUCUCGAGAUAAGACUAGUGAUAAGUUUGAGUUCAUAGUUCAGAAGAGAGGUGUCCAUCGUUUCUGCUUCACCAAUAAAUCUCCGUAUCACGAAACCAUAGACUUUGAUGUGCAUGUUGGCCAUUUUUCAUAUUUCGAGCAGCAUGCCAAAGAUGAACAUUUUGCACCACUGUUUGAGCAAAUUGCCAAGUUAGAUGAGGCGCUUUACAAUAUUCAGUUCGAACAGCACUGGCUGGAGGCCCAAACUGACCGACAGGCAAUAUUGAACGAGAACAUGAGCAGGAGGGCAGUCCACAAGGCGCUCUUCGAGUCAGUGGCCCUGAUCGCGGCCAGCGUCAUCCAGGUCUAUCUUCUGCGCCGGCUCUUCGAGCGCAAGCUGGGGUCAUCUAGGGUGUAACACUCUAGUAGCCGCUCCACCCAUGUAGCCAAGAUCAUCCCAACAUGACCUGUUAUACCGGAUUGAGUGGUUGCUAGAUCUGCUAAUACACUACUUGCUUGUGGACUCCAGUUACAUGUAAUCUUUUGUGAUUGCACAGAUGGUAACUCUGAAAGUUCAAACUGUCAAUUUAGCCUUCAUGCUACCUCCACA